UCCAUUUGUUGGCCUAGUUUUCCUGUAUUUUUGUUGCCCAAACUGCUGAUUACAAAGCAAACAUUCAAAUGUAUACUCCUAUCAGUUCCUUUAAAAGGGGACACAGACCUUAUUUUAGUUAACUUCAGCCACAUACUGAUGUUGGUGAGUUGUGGAAAAAACAGUCACUAAUAGAAGUGAUGAUUCUCUAAAGGCUCUCUCCAUCCCAGUGAAAAUGUUAAUGUUUUACCAAAAUGUGUUAGAUGCAAAAGACAGUUUUCUGUCUUGGGUUUAGGGCACAUUUCUGAGGAACUAUGACUCAAUCUGUCCCUUCUCCUUUCACAGGGCAGCAAGGCGAACCCCAUCCUUACUCACUGGAGCUCAGCUUUGAUUUUUAACUUCCCUUCCCCACCCUUCCAGAACACACACAUUCCCAUUCCAAAAUUGAUUUUAUAAAGACAUUUUAAACAUACUGAUGCAACUUGGUGUGCACUACAGCAGAUAUACAGGUGUUUUUUUAAAAUUAUUUCCAAAAACAAAACAAGCAAACAAACGGGACCUGGAUUUAAGAUGUAAUUUUUAAAAUUUCUAUUUCUAUUUUUUCUGCAGCAGUUGGGUUAGAGGAGGAGCCUUUUAGCCUCAUAAACUGACCUCUCUACUACCUCGUGUAUUUUUAAGAUUAACUGAUGAUGUGGAAAGGGCUUUGCUUGUCUGCUAUUGAGAACAUUACCCUUGCGGUUUUUGUGGAAACUGCUUUUGAAAAGAAAAGGAAUGAACUUUACUGACUUGACAUUUUUAGACCUCCCGUUUUUCUAAUCUGGGCUAUUUUUAUUUUUGUUUUUUUACAGUGAGAUUUUUUUGAUCUUCAGCUACAUUUUCAGCUUUGUGAGAUACCUUAUCAUCAAAGGAGAUGGCUAGCAAUGUUACCAACAAGACAGACCCUCGAUCCAUGAAUUCCCGUGUAUUCAUUGGGAAUCUCAACACUCUUGUGGUCAAGAAGUCUGAUGUGGAGGCCAUCUUUUCAAAGUAUGGCAAAAUCGUGGGUUGCUCUGUGCAUAAGGGCUUUGCCUUCGUCCAGUAUGUUAAUGAAAGAAAUGCCCGGGCUGCUGUAGCUGGAGAGGAUGGCAGAAUGAUUGCUGGCCAGGUUUUAGAUAUUAACCUGGCUGCAGAGCCAAAAGUGAACCGAGGAAAAGCAGGUGUGAAACGAUCUGCAGCGGAGAUGUACGGGUCAGUACCAGAACACCCUUCUCCGUCCCCUCUACUCAGUUCUUCAUUUGACUUGGACUAUGACUUCCAACGGGAUUAUUAUGACAGGAUGUACAGUUACCCAGCACGUGUUCCUCCUCCUCCUCCUAUUGCUCGAGCUGUGGUGCCUUCUAAACGCCAGCGUGUGUCAGGAAACACCUCACGAAGGGGCAAAAGUGGAUUCAAUUCAAAGAGUGGGCAACGAGGAUCUUCUUCCAAGUCUGGAAAGUUGAAAGGUGAUGACCUUCAGGCUAUUAAGAAGGAGCUGACUCAGAUAAAACAAAAAGUGGAUUCUCUUUUGGAAAGCCUGGAAAAAAUAGAAAAAGAACAAAGUAAACAAGCAGACUUGUCCUUCUCAUCCCCAGUAGAGAUGAAGAACGAAAAGUCUGAAGAAGAGCAGAGCAGCGCCUCUGUGAAGAAGGAUGAGACUAAUGUGAAGAUGGAGUCUGAGGCAGGGGCAGAUGACUCUGCUGAGGAGGGCGACCUGCUGGAUGAUGACGAUAAUGAGGAUCGGGGGGAUGACCAGCUGGAGUUGAUCAAGGAUGAUGAGAAAGAGGCUGAGGAAGGAGAGGAUGACAGAGACAGCGCCAAUGGCGAGGAUGACUCUUAAGCGCACAGUGGAGUUUAGAGAUCUUACCCCAUUCUUCAUUUACCUGGGCGCGUGUGAGAGAUCAAAGUAACACCAGAUCCUCCCCUAGUGUCGUCAGCGCAUUCUCACCGCUGUCCCCCUCCUAGUUCUUCCCCCUGCCCAUUAAUUCAUAACCCGCCCUGCGCCUAGCUCCAUUUUCACUUCCUUUGAUGCUCCUUAGUAGCUUUGUUAAGUCUUACCCUGUAAGUUUUGCUUUAAUUUUGAUACCUCUUUGACUUAACAAUAAAAAGAUGUAUGGUUUUUAUCAACUGUCUCCACAAUAAUCUCUUGUUAUGCAGGGAGUACAGUUCUUCCCAUAUGAUUUAGUAGUUGCUUCCCUAACUGCAGAGGCAUCUCAUUACUUGUAACCCUGAGAGCAGCUUUGCAUUAGAGGUGUGUGUUUUCCCUCACAUAAGCGGGGCUGUUCAACACGAAUGUAACCAUGUAUUUUUGUGUCUGGGAGUUGGCAUGUCAAAUGCAUCUUACAGGAAAAUAGUGUAAUAGUCUUAAUAUUUGUUUUCUAAAGUUAAUACCAUGGGUUAUUUUUGUGAACAGCCUGAUGUUUGGGAUCUUUUUCUCAAAAUAAACAAUUCCUUAUUAAACCAGGAA
Molecule: messenger RNA, 2461 nt
Organism: Acomys russatus (golden spiny mouse)
Lineage: Eukaryota; Metazoa; Chordata; Mammalia; Rodentia; Muridae
Gene: Hnrnpc
Product: heterogeneous nuclear ribonucleoprotein C
Exons: 8
Coding region: 890-1834 (314 amino acids)
Cellular component (GO): nucleus
Molecular function (GO): RNA binding
Source: RefSeq, a predicted model, not a curated record